AUGUUAAAAUUACCUAACAAUAUUUGACAACACACGCGAAUCAGGAAAGUGGAAAGGCAAUAAACCCGGCCGGAAUCAGUAGAAAAUGCAUACGGAUCUUGCCUCCCAUCUACACACGCCCGCUUGCAACAAGUUGAUCGAGGAACUCCAGGCCUGCCACGAAAAUAACGCCUUCGCAAAAUUUGUGGGCGUGUGCAACUCCAUAGACGAUAAGGUGGUCAAGUGCCUAAAAGGCGAGAGAAUCGCCCGAUCCGCCGCGAAUCGCGCCAAAGCCCGCGAAAGCCAGGCUAAGUACAAGGAAAAGUUGCUCCAGCAGGAAAGUAACUAA
Drosophila teissieri is the source of this 328-nucleotide messenger RNA. Its product is annotated as COX assembly mitochondrial protein 2 homolog. Bases 86 to 328 code for a protein of 80 amino acids. Gene Ontology annotation, cellular component: mitochondrion. The record is from RefSeq and is a predicted model, not a curated record. Lineage: Eukaryota; Metazoa; Arthropoda; Insecta; Diptera; Drosophilidae. The transcript has 2 exons.